Molecule: messenger RNA, 6312 nt
Organism: Toxoplasma gondii ME49
Lineage: Eukaryota; Apicomplexa; Conoidasida; Eucoccidiorida; Sarcocystidae
Product: tetratricopeptide repeat-containing protein
Exons: 19
Coding region: 1136-5338 (1400 amino acids)
Molecular function (GO): protein binding
Source: RefSeq, a predicted model, not a curated record
UGGUGCAAGAAAGAAGCAUUUUGUUCUCUGUUGACUCCAGGAGCGAGAGGCAAAGAGUCUGUGCGACGAGACUCGCUCGACAGAAACUGUCCAGUUGACGUUGGAUUGUUGGUACACUCGAAGCCCCCGGGGGAGGAAAGCCCAGAGCGCGACUGAGAAGCAGAGACACCGGAGAGAAAAAGGGGAUUUCGUUUCGUUUCUUGCGCCGAGGAGAGGAAAUUCGGCAGGACAGAGACCGCGCGCGGCUCUAGAGAAGUUGACAGCGACACAGCAGCCUUCGUUGCCGCGCAACUGCCGAGCAAAGUCUGUGGGCGAGCGAAGAAAAGCACAGAGGCAGGAGACACAGGGCGACUUGUUGCUGCGAAUCGGCGCGAGUGUACUAGCAAACGUCCGAGUACAGCGUUGCUCCGUUUCGUCUCCUGGAAAAAUGCUCCAUCUCUGAAUAUCCUGCACAGAGGAAUGUCAAAAAAAUCACUGCCUUAAGCGCCUCUUGGAGUGCAUUUCCACCUGACGUCUCACGCUGAGCACAGAGAGACAGCUGUUCUGUCUGCAUCUGUCGCCCAUGUCGUUUGAAUCGAUUUUUCGCGGCCGUUCUUCUCGACGACGCUGUCCCACGCGUUCGACGUCGGGGGUCAACGGUUGAUCUGUCGUCGAUUCUGUGUUUUCUUCCUCGUUGAGUCCUUUUCUUACAUCUCUUUUCUUGCCUCUCCUGCACUAUCUCUGUUUUCAUAGGCUUCCUCAACCCAAUUUGGAGUCUCCACGACGCCUCUGCAGCUGCCGUGCGUCUUUUCUCACCCGCAACUACAGCAGGUGCCCUAUCGACCGCGACUUUUGGAGUCUAGCGUCGCUGGUCUUCUCGUUCGCGCCAUUUUUUGUGUCUUUCACUUCCCCUUCCUUCCUCUUCGUUUACUUCUGUUUUCGGAGACCCCGUAGGUUUUUCUUCUCUCCCUCGAGGAGCUUCCAUCGCUGCGUGAUCCUCAUCAACUUCCUCGUCUGACCAGGUUGCGUUCUUCCUUGGCAAUCUUUCUCGGCUUGCUACUUCGCCAAUCAUCUCUGGGGCAAGCUGAGGACUCGCGGAUCCCUCAGUGGACGAACAAACAAGGACUCGACUUCUUGCUUCUGAGUCUGAGGAAAGAUGGGGGACGAGGCGGGAGACGCAGCAUCGCUGCCGAAGAUGCUCUGGAAGCUUGAAGCCUUGCUGAUCUUCCCUUCAGAGACACCGCACUUGCCGCCUUCAGCUCAGAAGAAGCUCUUCGACGAAGCGACCUGGGUCUGGAGAGAGGCGAGGAACUCCGCGGGACACAGCGGGGAGGACGUCGCCCAAGAAGAAGACAACUUCACGUUUAUUGUCGAGAAGGAACUGGCGACCUUCGUCCAACUCGCUGCGGACCUGAAGCGUUGUCACUAUCGCUCGGUUCUCUUCGGUGCUUCUCCGCUGGCGUGUCUUCUGCGCCCUCUCCUCUGUUGUCACGAGGCGGACCCUCCCUCUCUCAGUGCGCUCGACACAGCUCUCCAGGAAUCCUGUGCUGCCUUUGUUUCCUCUCCGAGUUCGAGAGGAGCUAGCGGGAAGGGUGAAGGAGAAAACGGGAGAAACAAAGUCGACGAGGCUCUUCUUCAGAGUCUGAGACUGCGCCAUGUUCUCCUUGCCUCUGUCGCAGCGGCGCAACUCUUCCUGCAGGUCAACUGGACAGGACCUCCCAUCCGGGCCUUCCGCCCCUCCGAGCUCCUCGCAAUUCAGCGAGAAGAUGAGGGACGCGCCCGCUUCCCCGACCAUCCGUUUUACCAGCGACCCGCGGAGUCUUCCGAGGCGCCAGGAGUCGGUGAAGAGCGCGACGCGCCACCGCUGCAGCCGGAAGGCGACGCGAAGCCCCCACCUGAGUCGCGCAUGCGCCGCGGCUUCUCGCCGGUCUUCUCUGCCUCUACGGCCUGUCGCUACUGCGGUCGAUGCCGAGCGGCUGCGCCCGGCGCCGCGGCCGACGGCGCGGAACGCCAGAGUCACUCUGGAGCCGCAGACGACGCGCGGAACAUGUUGUGCUUCUGCGAGACGGAGCUCGAAGCGGUCUGCUGUCUCGGCCCUGCCGAUAUGCCUCUGACACCUCAGGGGCGCCACGACGCGCUUCUCCUGGUGGAUCCGACGAGACAGAACGCUCUUCAGAGACUCCACGGAGAAGCGAUGGAGGCCUUCAACGCAGACGGCGAGGAUGUCUACGAACUCGUUCGAGGGCUGCCGUAUCUGUGGCUUGCGUGUCGCCUCGCUGCGUGGCUGCGCGGUCACAGCGCCCGCCUCCUUUCUGCUUCGUCUGAUUCUGCCAUCUCCUGUGCUCCGGUUUUUCCAGUGUUUUCUUCUUUCUUGUGGAGCGCUCGACUCGCAAUGGUCUCUCAAAGAAUUCUGCGAGGGGUCUCUGCAGCCGCUUGCCUUGCCCCAUCUCUCCUCCGCGUCUCCGUCGAGGAGCUCGCGGCGGCACUGAAGGCGAUCAAGGUCCUUCCGUCCUCGUUCUCGCUCCCCCGAGCUCCUGAGGAUGUGCGAAACGUUCUGGCGACAAUGGGCGUCUUGACCGGAGAGGGCGAAGGACACCAGACAGCUCGACGGCUUCUUCAUGACGCGACCGAAGCGUCCCGACGUCUCCUCAACUCUCUCUCUUCUUCCCCUGCGUCUUCCUCUUCCUGUCCGUCGUCUUCGUCUUCUCAUCCGCUGUUGCAUUACGCUCCAAAAGCUGAGGAAGGAAAGGAAAGAUGCGGUCUCGCUGACGAGGGAGCGACAGGAGACGACGGCGGAGACGCUCGCGGCCUUCCUGCAAGUGAAUGGUUCACGGAUCGGCAGAGAGCACUCAUGCUUCUCGAGCUGUCUCUACACCUGCUGAUGUACGGCAAGGUCGACGCCUCUCUCACAGAGGUUAUGGAUGCCGCCUGCGAGGCAGCAAACAUUCGCUUCUCCUUCACUGGUGCAGAAGGGAUCCGCCGAAAGUAUCAACAGCGAGCCAUUGCUCAACUCGUCGUGGCAGCGACACCUAUUCGUCCUUCUUCAUCUUCUUUACCUCUUUCUUCUUCGUCUUCUUCCUCCUCUUCUUCUCCCUCUUCCGCUUCCUCUUCCCCCUCUUCCUCGUCAGCUUCUGCCUCUUCCUCUUCAGCUUCUGCCUCUUCCUCUUCAGCUUCUGCCUCUUCCUCUUCAGCUUCUGCCUCUUCCUCUUCAGCUUCUGCCUCCUCCUCCGACAGGUCACCCUCUCGCGAGGAUGGAGGAUUGCGUUCUGCGAAGGCCUCAGAAUACGACUCGGUCACCUCAAGAGAAGAAGGCGAGAAGCGCGACACAGAGGAAGAGAAGACUGAAGAGGAGACCGCCGAUGCAGAAGCAGAGGCAAAACGACGAGACUGGAGACUGCAAGAUGUUCAUGCAGAUGCAGACGUUCUGGAGAGACCGCAGCUUGUUGAUUCAGUCGACGCUCAAGCAGCGGAGCGACCUCUGGACGGUCUCGAGCAGGCUCUCCUUCUCGCGCGAGGCUUGCGAAUCUUGGAGUCCAAUCCAGCGCGAGACGAACUUGCUUUGGAGCAGCUGAACGCCGUCGCCGUGCGCUGUCUCACGCUGAAAGAAGAGGCGAAGCAGGGUGAAUCGGACCACAAAACGCAGGCGGCCUGCAGCGGAGAAGCCGCGCGAGAGGCCGCGUUGGAUGCCGCUUUCCUGGAAGAAGAAAACGCACUGGAAAUCAAGAGCGCAGACUGGCUGCUGCACUCCGCUGCUCUCUGGCUGAGGUGCAAAGCCGAGUACCACCGCUCGAAAACAGUCGAGCGCGCAUGUCUGCAACUCAACGCACUCAUCGACCAGUUCAACGAUCGCCUCCCCGCGCCGUCGCAGCGUCUCCGAUUCAUCUACCAUGUCGACUAUCCGAGUUCGUGGCAGGGCCGGCGAGAACUGGCUUUUCGGAUGAUGCACAUGGGCGCCACACUGACGGCCUACGAAAGCUUCAAAGACUUGGCCAUGUGGGAAGAAGCGGCCGAGUGUCUGUACGCUGCAGAUCGGCGCGCGGACGCAGAGGAGCUCCUGCUCGAGCGACUCAAAGUUCGCGAAAGUCCGCCUCUGUGGUGCACCUUGGGAGACUUGCGAAAGAGUGUCGAAUGCUACGAGAAGGCCUGGACUCUGUCAAACAAGCGGUGCGCCCGAGCUCAGCGGUCUCUCGGACGCCUGUACAUGGGCGAAGAGAACUUCUCAAAGGCCGCAGAAGCCUACGCGCGUGCUCUCGAGUUGAAUCCGCUCCACCGCGCGUCUUGGUUUAUUCUCGGCUGCUGCGAGAUGAGACUGGAGCGAUGGGAGGACGCAGUGCAAGCGUUCGGAAGAGUAGUUGCUCUCGAGCCUCAGGACGGAGACGCUUGGGCAAACCUGGCUGCUGUGCACUCCCAGCGAGAGGCCUGGACAGCGGCUCGGCUGUGCAUCGGAGAAGCCGCGAAAUAUCGACGAGAAAGCUGGCGGGUGUGGGAUAAUUUACUAAAAAUUUCCGUCAGGACCCGAGACAUUCCUGGCGUCAACGAAGCGCUUCGACACUACGUCGACCUCAAUGUGACAGACCGAAUUCCUAUUUGGAUCUACAGCUUUCUGACGCAUGCAGUCCUGGGUGGAGUGUCUCUGGACGCCUCGGGGAAAGGCGGCGACGUCUCUGAGCAGCACCCGCUUUCUGCUGGUGGAAACGACCAGCACGGGUCUUCGUCUGUCUCCGCGGGAGCUGCUUCUUCCUCAUCUUCCUCGUCUUCCUCUUCUGACACUGGCGAGAAGGAAUCGCUGAAUCCUGGCAAGCAUGUCUCGUUUCGCGUAGAGACCGAGUCACCGACCUCCUGCACGGCGCGCCGGAGCCCCGCAGCCUCUCCGCUCUUCAAGUCCACUCUGAAAACUCUCGAGUUUCUUGCACAAAACAUGGCGGACCAGGCUGAGCUUUGGAAAGCGUUGUCAAGCCUGCAGUCCGUCAAAGGCGACUUUCUGUCUGCUGCCGAAACGAGGCUCAAACAUUUCCGUGCACUCAGUGCUCUCCUGCGUCGCGUCAACGGUCCCAGCGAGCGCGGCGCCUUCGGUUCUCCCAAGGCUCUGGAGCAGCAGAAGGAAGCCAUCGACGCGUUGAGGGCGGCCGCGCAUCUUUUGCAAAGAGCCGUUGACGGCGACAGUGAUCCUGUCGACAUCGCACGUCGAAUGCGCGACAUCAACACAACUGCAUGCAGUUUAACUGAGGAGCUCCGGCAGCGGGCUAAUGCGUACGAUGCGAUUCUCCAGAGACCUCAAAUUGAGGCUCUGCGUGUCGAGGCUCAGGAACUUGCGACGCAGACCAGCGCCUUCCUUCAAAACUCUGCAGAGUCGACGUAACAGCGAGGAUACGACAGUUGGGGGAAAAUAAUUCAUUUUCACUGCUCACUCCUCUCCCUCUUCCCCGCCUCUCAUCCGCUUCGGUUCCUUUCGCACUCUGUUUUUGUCUGAUUCGCUGUAUCGACCUUGUUUCCUUCUUUCAGCCUUUCGGUCUAGAUGGCGUGAAAAGGCUCUUUCGAGUUCCGGGAAGGGAGUUCCAUAUUCGAUUACCUUAGCCCCCAUGGUCGACACUCAGUUGACAUUAAAGCGUAUCAUUCUAAAGUGUUUCAGCGUCUGAGUAGUCGCGUUCGCCUGCCGUUAAUAUGAGUGAUAUGAGAAAUCCCUCCAUUACGCCUGGAAUGAAACAAACGUGGAAUCACUUGACUGUCGUUUCUCACCGUGGGGCUCUGUCGACGCCGGGGCGAGGAGACAGGAAUUCUCGAGACUUUCUGAAAUGGUGCAGGAAACCGGUUAACUUGAGCUCAACCAAGAAGCAUUUGUAGAAACGCGAAACAGAACUUAGAAGAAGAUUUUGCGUAUUAACGUUCUGAGAAACACUUGCAGUCAAACAAUGGUCUGCUUUAGGCGCUAAGACACUUAGAGCAGCAUCUCAACGAAGACCACCCCGAGCUCUCAUAUUCUGAAGACUCUUCUCUGUGAAAUCCUCUUCGACAAACGACCUGUGAAGAGUCGGAGAUUCCUCUCAGCUUAGAAGGGAGAAUAAUGGAAACUGAAAAGAGAGGCGCUCUCGAUAUUGCGAUGUUGAAACGCAUUCGUAAUCCUUUUUCUUGUCGGCUGGGUCGGGACCAUGUGCGGCUGUGUUCGCCCUCGUCGCCGGUGUCUUGUGGUGCUUGCGUUUCGUUGUGCACGGCUUUCGCUAUCUCGAUUGUCUUUGGCCUUCUUCCACUUUCUUCGACUUGCAGGUGUCUGUGAAGAGUUCUGAAUUCGUUGUCGACGGCGUUUUUUCUCCUCGGUGUGCUGUUGUUUUUCCCGUG